Messenger RNA from Glarea lozoyensis ATCC 20868, 2070 nucleotides. Its product is annotated as MoeA N-terminal region -like protein. Gene Ontology annotation, biological process: Mo-molybdopterin cofactor biosynthetic process; molybdenum incorporation into molybdenum-molybdopterin complex. Gene Ontology annotation, molecular function: molybdopterin molybdotransferase activity. The transcript has 3 exons. Gene Ontology annotation, cellular component: cytoplasm; cytosol. Bases 1 to 2070 code for a protein of 689 amino acids. Lineage: Eukaryota; Fungi; Ascomycota; Leotiomycetes; Helotiales; Helotiaceae. The record is from RefSeq and is a predicted model, not a curated record.
AUGUCUGAUGCUGGCAUUUUGAAAGCGAAAAUCCUUGUAGUAUCGACAACGGCCUCCAAAGAUCCAUCGACGGAUGCAUCGGGUGGUAUUCUGACCAACGUCUUCGAGACCGAGGGAGCUGGAAAAUGGAAGGUGGAGGAAGUGAAGAUAGUUGGAGAUGAUGUGCUUGAAAUCCAGCGGAAUGUUACGGCUUGGACAGACGGUGAAAAUGCUGUCAAUCUCAUAAUAUCUACAGGUGGGACGGGUUUCGCGGUAUCUGAUACCACACCUGAGGCAAUCACACCUCUGCUACAUAAACAAGCCCCAGGUCUUGUUCAUGGAAUGCUGGCUGCCUCACUAGCGGUUACUCCAUUUGCUCUCAUGUCCAGGCCUGUAGCUGGGGUCAGAAACAAAACUAUCAUUGUCACCCUGCCAGGCUCGCCAAAGGGAGCUAAAGAAAAUCUACAAUCCAUACUGAAGCUGCUACCUCAUGCUUGCUCUCAGGCUGCCGGAGCAGAUUCGAGAGCUCUCCAUGCCGGAGGAAUCAAGAAGCUUGAGAAAGAUGCAGGUGUGGGUGGAUCUUCGACAAAAGCAUCAAAUUCUCAUAACCAUAAUCACCUUCAUAGCCAUGGUCACAGUCAUGGACAUGGACACGGUCAUAGUCAUGGCCACUCAAUGCCUGUCCGUCAUACUAAUGUCUCUGAAAACCCCAAGUCCAACGACCCCAGUUUAGGACCUUCACGGAGGAACCGCUCUUCUCCUUAUCCAAUGCUCUCGGUUGAUGAUGCACUGAAACUCAUUGAAGAACAUACUCCAUCGCCUCAAGUGAUAAAGGCGAAGGUUGAUGGAGGGCUAGUUGGCUCUGUCCUGGCCGAAGAUGUGACCGCCACGGAGGCUGUUCCAGCAUAUCGAGCUAGUAUUGUUGACGGGUACGCUGUUAUUGCACCCACAGACGGUGCUUCUAGUAAAGGCACAUUCCCGGUAGCUUCGAUAUCACAUGCUACACCAGGCGAAAUUGAACCUCUAGAGGCUGGUCAAAUUACACGUAUUACCACUGGAGCUCCUCUUCCUCCUGGGGCUAAUUCGGUCGUCAUGGUUGAAGAUACAGUCCUGAAGACACUGACGGAUGACGGUGCAGAAGAGAAAGAAGUCGAAAUUCUCGCUGAAGACGUGAAAGAGGGAGAGAACAUUCGUGAAAUUGGGAGCGAUAUCAAAACAGGGGAAGUAAUUCUCAAGAAAGGAGAAGAAAUAUCUGCAGUCGGUGGAGAAUUGGGCUUGUUGGCCUCGGUGGGACGGGCAGAGGUAUCCAUCUUUAAGAAGCCAGUGAUCGGUGUGCUGUCAACAGGAGAUGAGAUUGUUGAGCACUCACGACCUGGCGGUUUAAAACUUGGUGAGGUACGAGAUUGCAAUCGACCUACCAUCACUUCUGCAAUCCGAGGUUGGGGCUUCGAUGUGGUUGAUCUCGGAAUCGCAAGGGACAAACCUGGAGCGUUGGAAGAAACGCUUCGGGAUGCUCUGAGAAAGGUUGAUGUUAUCAUAACAUCUGGCGGCGUAUCAAUGGGCGAGCUCGAUCUUCUAAAGCCUACCAUUGAACGUUCUCUUGGUGGAACCAUUCAUUUUGGACGAGUUUCCAUGAAGCCUGGCAAGCCCACGACUUUCGCGACUGUGCCUGUCAAGGAUAAUUCUGGAAACCGAGUCAACAAGGUCAUCUUCUCUUUGCCAGGAAAUCCAGUUUCCGCCGUCGUGACUCUUCACCUCUUCGUUCUUCCUUCGCUCCACCACUUCUCAGGGGUCUCUCCAGCAGGAUUACCUAGAAUAUCGGUGGUUCUAGAACAUGAAUUCCGGCUUGAUCCACAACGGCCAGAAUAUCAUCGUGCUAUUGUGACUAUGAACAGGAAUGGCCUGGUCACCGCAAGCAGUACUGGAGGUCAGAGAAGUUCGAAAGUGGGUAGUCUGAAGAGUGCGAAUGCUCUGUUGUGUAUGCCCGCCGGCAAAGAGACUCUACCACAUGGUACAAGAGUCGAUGCUCUGCUUAUGGGUCACAUCAGAUCAGGACUGACUGAUCCCAUUCCAUUCCCCAAUCCUAAUUAG